CACAUCGAGGACCUUGCGUUAGCGCAUCGGCUAGAACAUUAUAGAAGUCGGCAGGAGGCUGCUAAAGGUUUUGAUGAUGACCUCGAGUUUUGCCCUUCGCUCUCGGCAGAAGAGCUCGCUGAAUAUCGUCGUAAAGCUUCUCAGAGAAUUCUUAAACCAAACGUAACGCCACCACAACCGAAGC
This is a messenger RNA of Ambispora leptoticha, 184 nucleotides long. The record is from the annotation of a GenBank genome assembly. Lineage: Eukaryota; Fungi; Glomeromycota; Glomeromycetes; Archaeosporales; Ambisporaceae.